AUGUUCUCUAAGGCUCUUUUGUGUUGCCUGGCUGCCUACGUAGCUGCUCAAGUUGCUGUGGAGAACAACCCUCCUCAACCCUACAAUUUCGCCUUCGACAACACUGAUGAGUUUGGUACACGUCUGACACGCCAAGAAACCGGUGACGAGUUCAAUGGCAAGGUUGGCUCCUACAGCUACACGGACGCCGCUGGUGUCUAUCGUACUGUCAACUACGUCGCCGACGCUGCUGGUUUUCGCGCCACGGUCAACACCAACGAACCAGGCACCAAAACUUCUGAGCCAGCCGACGCCACAACCGUCUCCGCCGCCGUUGAAGGCCCACAUCCUGUGUCUGUGAAGGCUGUACGCCCAGCCUCAGUGGUUGUAAAGGCUGUUGGCCCAGCUCCAGUUCUUUUGAAAGCUGUUCAUCCAGCCCCAGUGGCUUUCCAGGCUGUCCAUGCCUCCCCUGUGGCUCUGCAUGCUGUGCACGCUGGUCCGGUAGCCUACGCUCAACAAGCUGCGCCAGUCGUGUACGCUCAGCAUGCCUCUCCGGUGGCUUACUCUCUGGGUAACGCUCCACUUACCUACACCCUCGGCAAACGUGCCUAAUUAAUCAUUGAAGUCUAACAAUAAAGAGUCAUUAUCAAAU
Molecule: messenger RNA, 631 nt
Organism: Ixodes scapularis (black-legged tick)
Lineage: Eukaryota; Metazoa; Arthropoda; Arachnida; Ixodida; Ixodidae
Product: cuticle protein 16.8-like
Exons: 3
Coding region: 1-591 (196 amino acids)
Cellular component (GO): chitin-based extracellular matrix
Molecular function (GO): structural constituent of chitin-based larval cuticle
Source: RefSeq, a predicted model, not a curated record